Messenger RNA from Ostertagia ostertagi, 1353 nucleotides. The record is from the annotation of a GenBank genome assembly. Lineage: Eukaryota; Metazoa; Nematoda; Chromadorea; Rhabditida; Trichostrongylidae.
AUGGAUUUGUUUUUGCCGGCGGGGAAACGUGCAACCAUGCCCACCGGAAACAGCACGGCACUUACGAUCAUUCCCAUUGCCGGCAAUAAAGUCUUUUAUUACCAUGGUGAACUGGCCACUGCCCUUCAACAAAACCAGUAUGGCACCACUUAUUUCGCCGGCAAAAACAGUAUCGGUGACAUUAUCAGGCUGAAACAGAAUGUACUUGACCAAACGCCAAAGUUUACGAAGAAGGAUCUGAUGCUAAUCAUAAAACCCGCGAUAGAUGCCAGCUAUCAAAAUGUGGUGGAUGCUUUGGAUGAAGUGCUGAUCAACGAUUUAAAACACUACGCGUUUGUAGACCUGGACCCUGCAGAAAAAGAGUUUUUGAAGCGAUUGGGCUAUCUUUUCACCAUAAAAUUUACCAAUAUGGGCAUACCUGUAGUUAACCUGGCAGAUUUCCUGAGUGGCGAUCCGCAGUUAAAACAAAAGUUUGUAAACAAUUUGGGUAAAGCCUAUGAAGAUGUAGGCUUUGUAGCAGUAACCAACCAUGGUAUACCGGAAGAAUUGAUUGCCGACCUGUACAAAUAUGUGCAGCAGUUUUUUGCACUGCCGCUUGAUAAAAAAAGAAGUUAUGAGGUGCCGGGAUUGGCAGGCCAGCGCGGGUACACUUCUUUUGGUAAAGAACAUGCCAAGGGCAGCGAUGCACCGGAUCUGAAGGAAUUCUACCAGCACGGGCAAAUGGUAGAAGAUGGCGAUCCUAUUAAAUCAGAAUACCCUGACAAUGUGAUUAUCAAAGAAAUUCCUGCUUUUACGCCCACUUUAAAUAAAACGUACAAAGCUUUUGAAAAAUCUGGCAAGGCGCUGCUGCAGGCCAUCGCCCUCUACCUGGGGCUGGAUGAAAACUAUUUUAACGCCCAUGUACGCAAUGGCAAUUCAAUACUGAGGGCCAUUCACUAUCCACCCAUUCUUGCAGAACCCAAAUCGGCCAUCCGUGCAGAACAGCAUGAAGAUAUUAACCUGAUUACCCUGCUGGUGGGUGCUUCCGCCGGUGGAUUACAGAUUCUGACCAAACAAAAUGAAUGGGUAGAAGCCGUUUCUUUGCCCGACCAGAUUGUAGUAAAUGUGGGCGAUAUGCUGCAGCGCCUCACCAAUAACAAACUCAAAUCCACCACCCACCGCGUAGUGAACCCACCCCGCGAACUUUGGCAUACUUCCAGGUUUUCUAUUCCUUUUUUCCUGCACCCCCGAAGCGAAAUGAGCCUGGCCUGCCUGGAAAGCACCAUUGACAAAAACCAUCCCAAAGCCUAUGAAGAUGCCACCGCCGGAGAAUACCUGGACGAGCGGUUGCGUGAAAUCGGGCUAAAAAAAUAA